Messenger RNA from Pipistrellus kuhlii (Kuhl's pipistrelle), 4114 nucleotides. It is a transcript of the gene WWTR1, whose product is annotated as WW domain containing transcription regulator 1. The coding region runs from base 155 to 1249 and encodes 364 amino acids. Gene Ontology annotation, biological process: positive regulation of transcription by RNA polymerase II; hippo signaling. The transcript has 7 exons. Gene Ontology annotation, cellular component: cytoplasm; nucleus. The record is from RefSeq and is a predicted model, not a curated record. Gene Ontology annotation, molecular function: protein binding; transcription coactivator activity; transcription corepressor activity. NCBI's taxonomy places the organism in Eukaryota, Metazoa, Chordata, Mammalia, Chiroptera, Vespertilionidae.
GCCGAAGCCCCUCGACUGCCAGGCACCGAGGCGGGUCCGGAUUUGCCAGCUGGGCUCCGGCUCCAAUCCGGCAAGAUCGGAACGCACUCCGAGCGACCCAGGCCCGACGGCCGCCGCCGCACGCCCAGACUCGGCUUCGCCGCGCGCCCAGAAGAUGAAUCCGGCCUCGGCGCCCCAUCCGCUCCCGCCGCCCGGGCAGCAAGUGAUCCAUGUCACGCCGGACCUAGACACGGACCUCGAAGCCCUCUUCAACUCGGUCAUGAACCCCAAGCCCAGCUCCUGGCGGAAGAAGAUCCUGCCCGAGUCAUUCUUCAAGGAGCCGGACUCCGGCUCGCACUCGCGCCAGUCCAGCACCGACUCUUCGGGCGGCCACCCCGGGCCCCGGCUGCCCGGCGGCGCCCAGCACGUCCGCUCGCACUCGUCGCCCGCGUCCCUGCAGCUGGGCGCCGGCGCGGGCGCCGCGAUGAGCGCUGCGCAGCAGCACGCGCACCUCCGCCAGCAGUCCUACGACGUGACGGACGAGCUGCCGCUGCCCCCGGGCUGGGAGAUGACCUUCACGCCCACGGGCCAGAGGUACUUCCUCAAUCACAUAGAAAAAAUCACCACAUGGCAAGAUCCUAGGAAGGUGAUGAAUCAACCCUUGAAUCAUAUGAGUCUUCACCCUGCCGCCACUUCCACACCAGUGCCCCAGAGGCCCAUGGCCGUGUCCCAGCCGAAUCUCGUGAUGAGUCACCAGCACCAGCAGCAAAUGGCAUCCAGUACCCUGAGCCAGCAGAACCACCCUACUCAGAACCCAACAGCAGGGCUCCUGAGUAUGCCCAAUGCAUUGACCACUCAGCAACAGCAGCAGCAGAAACUCCGGCUUCAGAGGAUCCAGAUGGAGAGAGAGAGGAUUCGAAUGCGUCAAGAGGAGCUCAUGAGGCAGGAAGCUGCCCUCUGUAGACAGCUCCCCAUGGAAGCCGAGACUCUGGCCACGGUUCAGGCUGCUGUUAACCCCCCCGCCAUGACUCCAGACAUGAGAUCCAUCACUAAUAAUAACUCAGAUCCUUUCCUCAAUGGAGGGCCAUAUCAUUCGAGGGAACAGAGCACCGACAGCGGCCUGGGGCUAGGGUGCUACAGUGUCCCCACAACCCCGGAGGACUUCCUCAGCAACGUGGAUGAGAUGGACACAGGUAGAAGCAAAGCCUGCAAGGGAAAACGCAGGGCAGACACCCAUGAACAUCAAUCCUCAGCAGACCCGUUUCCCUGAUUUUCUGGACUGUCUCCCAGGAACCAAUGUGGACCUCGGAACUCUGGAAUCUGAAGAUCUUAUCCCCCUCUUCAAUGAUGUAGAGUCUGCUCUGAACAAAAGCGAGCCCUUUCUGACCUGGCUGUAGACAGUAGAUGGUAACCUGUGUGCAGCCAUGACCUGACAUUUCCUGGGCCUCUUGGGAAAAGCGGUGGAGCUGAGCAAGUCUGCAGGUGAACUGCUUUCUGCCCCCAUGACUCAUGCUCCCUCCUUUCUAUGUGGCCAGUUUAAUCAUUGCCUGGAUUUGAUUGACAGUAAACUAAGUUAAACAUAAAUAAAUAUUCUAUUUUUGUUUUCUGCAAGCCUGCAUUCCUGUGGUGGGUUAUGCAGAAUUGUGUACCUGUUUUUCUCUCUGUAGCCCCAUGACUAAGCUUUAUGGGUGUUGAAAUUUUUCAUCAAUUGAUUAUAAACCAUCAAAAGAUGACACAGGCAGUGAUUUCUGACAGGUGGCUCGGUCCAGGAAAUGUAUCCCAAAUGAGACCUGAUUUACUGUUUUAAAACUAUUGAUGACAAUAGUACUAAGUCCUUUAAAUAUUUACCUGAACUUUAAACAUCAUCAUAUGGAUAGUAAAAUUUUGCUGUAUGGAAUGCCAUGUAGUGCUGAAUCCAUGCUGGUUCUGAUGACUCUUUUUACUCUGUAUUUACAAAGGCACACAUGGUGUGCCUCUUGUAGUUUAUGCUCCAUCAUUUUGGGCAUAGUAUGUGCAUAGCUAGUCCUUCCAGGGGAGAGCAGCAGCAGCAUGCCAUAGUCCCUACACUGCGGAUCUUAUGAAUGAUACCCGUUUGCUACUAAUUAUGACCAUUUGAUAAACAAAACAUUUAAAAUUACAAGUUAUAUUUUUAAAAUAUUGCUGCUUAGAAAUUGAUGUUUAUUUUAUGAAGCACUAUAUUUUGUAGCUGAUGACAAAGGGCAGGCAAAUAUUUUUGAUGAAUCAGUGGCAACUGUAUUUUUGUCUUUUGAAAUUGUUCUGAAAACAUCAGGACACAUAGCUUUCAGUCCAAUGGCACACACAGCAAGAUAUUGCUUUUUAAAUUCUGAAGCCUUGUCAGUUUUGCUUUUAAGAUUUCAAGUUUUAAAAUAGUCUUAUCUAUGAAACUGUUUGAAGGAUGAAGCAGAUCUUUGACUGACAUUUUAAAAUAUGCCCUCUAGAUGGUGUAUGGUGGAGGCAUAUGCUUCUAAAUUCAGUAAAAGUGAUUCCUAAGUAUAUUAUCUUAAUCCUUUUGCUAUAAUUGGUAUAAAAAGGCAUGAAAUAUGUACUCAGUACCUCUUAUGUAACCAAAAAAUGUUUUUUUUUAUUAGCUUUUAAGGACUGAGAGAGUGCAUCAGAUUCACCUGGCAUGCACUCUGUCUGCCAAUGAAGUCCUCUGUUUAGUAUUUUCAACUGACGUUAUUUAUAAUAUGUAUAUGAAUUUAAUAUCUUUUUAAAAAGACAGUAAUUGAGGUCUCUGGGAGGAACCUUUCAAUUCCCAAGGGGACUUAUUCAUUUGGGAUCUUAAUUGAGAUCCUUUCAAUCUAUCAGAAUAUAGAUGGGCAGAGUACCUUUUAUCUUGUUGGAGAGAAAGCACGUGAAAAGGUCAGAGAUGAAGUAGUAAAGUUAUGGAAUGUAGUGGAAAGGAUACCAAUUGUGAAAUGAAAAACAAACUAGAGUACCCCAAAAGCAAGACAGGCAGAAGGUAUGAGCAGUGCACUCCCAAAACAAAACAACAAUUUUCAACUACAGCCUUUAUACCCAAAGACUGUUGUAGAAGAAAAGAAGGCUUUAGUGCACUUUAGGUGGCGGGGGAGGGGCAGGGAUGGAGCCCUGACAGUGCUGAUGCUGAGCAGCAGGUGGACAGGGCAUGAGCCUGCUGUGCUUCCUACACAACACAGUGAUUUCUUUUUCCUGAAGGACCCGUGGUUUAAGUUCCUUUUAUUUCUUCUCUCUCCAAGUGCUCCAAGAGAGAUGGGGGUGAUGUUUAUGUUGCUACUAAAUUGUAGGAAGCACUAUUCCUUUUUCUCUUGGGUUAGCAAUAAUUGCAAAAAGAGUUGUAUAUUCUAAGAAAAAAAAAAACAAGGGACCUAACAAAGCUGAGCAGUGUUACUGUAUUUUAAAAAAAUAUUUUUAUAGAUUCAUUUUCAGGUUAUUAAAUGUAAAAGAAACAGAUACCCCUCUUUUUUCCCUAAAGUAGUUAAAAUAUCAAUGAUUUAUAAUAUCAAUUUUUAGAAAUAAUUUCCUAAUAAGCUUGUGGCAUUAGAAAACACUAGAAUUUUUUAAGUGAAAUUAGUUAAAACAUUUGUUAAUAAACAUAACAAAUACUUUUUCAGAAUUAAAUAUGGACUCUGACUAUGAGCUUACUAAUAGAUAAAGCCAGAUAUAAUUUUUUGUGUUUGUUAUUAAGGCCAUAAAAUAUGGCCUUUGUUAAAGAACACUAAAACUAGAAAUCUAUGUAAGAAUAGCUUUUUAAAGGCUACUUCCUAUUAUUGUGAGUGUUAAAAACUCUGCAGGAUCAUGAUAAGGUGCUAUUUAUACUGUUUUUCUUAUUAGAAAACAACCGCCAGAAUAUCUAGUCUUUUUAGUUCUACAUCAAUCAACUUCAACAUUUCAUUCAGUUUUGCCAUAGAAAAGGCAUAUUAAAAUUGAAAUAGGAAAAUAAUUUCAUAUAUCUUUCUUUUUAGAUACCCCUUCCCCCGCCAUUAAACACAUUUUUUUGAAGUAAAUACAUUGUUAAAACCUAUUUGCAACUCUAUUCAAUCUAAGUAAUUCCUAGUGUUUCACCUUAGUAUUUAGGAGGUGAAAUUGCCAUCUUUCUCUGAUUACACAGUGUACCAGGAGCACGUAAAACGGG